AGUAGUCUAAAAUCAAAACAUUCUUCCCAAGAAGCAAACUCUUCAAUUCUCUUCUCUUCCACUCUCCCUCAUUUCCAGCCUCCCCUUUUCUUCAUAUCAAUGACUAUAAAUGUGGUCAUAAUCAUCGUCUGAAAGCUUUAGUUCCAUGCCUCUAAGUUACAAAUACUAUGUCUUUCUCACUUUAUAAUUAGGCCUGACACCAAAUUUCCUCCACUUAUCCCUGUCCAUGGCCACUCUUUCCCCUUUGUCCUCUCCCUUUCCACACCCAAAUACUAGUUCAAAGCUUCAGUCUCCAAUGCUGCAACCUUUUUUAGAGCAAGUAGAAGCACACCAACAUCAGCUGCAGCCACAACAAGCUGCUGUUGAACAGGUUGAUGAUGAGCCUCUUCAUGGUUCGUCUAUCCAAAGCCCCGAAGUAGGUGUUUGUUCAAAUCAUUCAUCUGUCAAUCAUUCGUCAACCGCAUACCACGUUUCGUUCAAUCAAGACUGCAGCUGUUUUGCUAUCGGCACUGAUCGUGGUUUUGGAGUAUUUACCUGUGACCCUUUCUGUGAGUCCUUUUGUCGAUACUGUGAAAAUAUAGGUGGCAUUGGAAUUAUUGAAAUGCUCUUCCGCAGCAAUAUAUUAGCCUUUGUUGGACGUGGAGACCAUCCACAGUAUCCUCGAAACAAGGUCAUGAUUUGGGAUGAUAACCAAAGCCGCUGCAUCAGUGAGCUCUGUUUCCGGUCGGAAGUGCGCAGGAUCAGGCUUCGGCAGGACUGCAUUGUGGUAGUGCUUGAGCAGAAGAUAUUUGUCUACCACAUUUCUAAUCUGAAGUUGUUGUUUCAGAUUGAAACAACUGCGAACCCAAAGGGGCUCUGUGAGGUUUCACAAGCUGCUAGUCCACUUGUAUUGGUAUGCCCUGGUCUGCAAAAGGGUCAAGUUCGGGUUGAACAUUAUGCAUCAAAAAGCACAAAAGUUAUUGUAGCACAUGACUCAAUGCUUGCAUGUUUUGCUCUUACGAGGGAAGGCAACCUGCUGUCAACAGCAAGCACCAAGGGUACACUAAUCCGGAUUUUCAGCACGCUAGAAGGUACAUUGUUGCAGGAGGUAAGGAGAGGCUUGGAUAGAGCAGAAAUAUAUAGUGUUUCAUUCUCUCCAACUGCUCAGUGGCUAGCUGCCUCCAGCGACAAAGGCACUGUUCAUGUCUUCAGCCUCAAGGUCAAUCUAGUGAACUUGAGUACUAACAAGUCAAAUAGUUCACCCCACUCCCGUGUUCCUGUGGUGGCCUCUAGUUCACUCUCUUUCAUCAGAGGAGUUCUUCCAAAGUAUUUUAGCUCAGAAUGGUCCGUGGCUCAAUUCCGACUUCCUGGAGUGUCUCAAUACAUUGUUACGUUUGGUAACGAAAAGAAUACGCUGAUAAUUCUUGGCCGGGAUGGAAGCUUUAUUAGAUGCAAGUUUGACCCAGCAUCUGCCAAAGAGAUGACUCAGUUGGAAUAUCACAAUUUUCUGAAGAACCUUGUAAUGUAAAGGAUGGAUGACGUCUGUGCCCAAGAAGGCUUUACCCCCUCUUUGCAAAUAGCCUAGUAAAUGGCGUUUUAAGUUCCGUAUAUAGCUUGAGAUAACAUAACAAGUUAGUAGUAUAUACGACCAACAGUUUAUGCCCCUAAAAGAAAGAUUUUGUAGUCAUAAAUGAAAAUAUAUAUUCAGAGCUUAGAACAACAAACAGUUACUAGUUCUACUAUCUAUAUCUAAUAUAAGAGACAGUUAGCUGGAA
Nicotiana attenuata is the source of this 1754-nucleotide messenger RNA. RefSeq names its product autophagy-related protein 18a-like. The transcript has 5 exons. Lineage: Eukaryota; Viridiplantae; Streptophyta; Magnoliopsida; Solanales; Solanaceae. Gene Ontology annotation, molecular function: phosphatidylinositol-3-phosphate binding; protein binding; phosphatidylinositol-3,5-bisphosphate binding. The record is from RefSeq and is a predicted model, not a curated record. Gene Ontology annotation, biological process: nucleophagy; autophagy of mitochondrion; protein localization to phagophore assembly site. The coding region runs from base 227 to 1507 and encodes 426 amino acids. Gene Ontology annotation, cellular component: cytosol; extrinsic component of membrane; phagophore assembly site membrane.